This is a messenger RNA of Ricinus communis (castor bean), 1477 nucleotides long. RefSeq names its product protein CAJ1. The transcript is spliced from 4 exons. The coding region runs from base 236 to 442 and encodes 68 amino acids. The record is from RefSeq and is a predicted model, not a curated record. Lineage: Eukaryota; Viridiplantae; Streptophyta; Magnoliopsida; Malpighiales; Euphorbiaceae. Gene Ontology annotation, cellular component: nucleus; cytoplasm. Gene Ontology annotation, molecular function: protein folding chaperone; protein-folding chaperone binding.
UUUUUUUUUCCGAAAAGAAGUUCUUUUUCUAUCUCUUAUUUUCUUUUUCCUCUCUUAUUUUCCCUCAAUCCAAACAAAGAGUCAAAGUCAAGAAAACCGGGCAUCUCCGUCUUGCAUCAGCAGCAACAAGAUACACUGAUACACUCCUUACUUUACAACCGUAGAUUCAACUUCUUAUUUACCUGUAACUCAACUAAAGCUUGCCAAAUAAAAAAAAAGAAAAAGGAAAAAGGAAAUGCAGGGCGAUGAAGCCAGGGUCUUGCUAGGCUUCCCUCCCAGUUCGCGCCCUACCCCAUCGCAGAUUAAAGCUGCUUACAGAAAGAAAGUAUGGGAGUCUCAUCCUGACCUGUUUCCUGUUCAAGAAAAGCCUUGUGCUGAAUCCAGGUUCAAAUCAAUUUCAGAAGCUUAUGCUUUACUGCUGUCUGAUCACAUGCUGCUGUAGUUAAUUUAAGUGGUUCAGGCUUACUUAAGAAAGGCCGCAGAUGAUUUUAAGGACGAAAAGCAAAUCAACCGAGUCUUUGGGAGACAUGCGACAGGAUAGUUGCACUUGGAGAACGACUUCCAGCUCAUCAAAAGGGUUUCCCCUUUAUAUCUGGUGGAUGCGAGAAAUGGCCACUUGAGUUUCUUCAUUUUACUUAUUCUCUUUUGUUUAUUGGGUUACACUUGUCACGACAACCAAAAGCUAUAAAGAUUUUGCUGCUAUGCUGAUUGCCAAACGAUUGAAGAGAGGGCUUUGCUUCGGCACACAGGACAUGUAAACCCUGGGUGGGAGCAUGGAAUUGCUCAAGAUGAAAGGAAUAAGAAUGUAAUAUGCAAGUAUUAUGCCAAAAUAGGUAGUGGUGGAAUAUUCAGGUUGAAGCAACAUUUAGCUGGAAUGUCUGGUGAAGUUAUUUGCUGUGAUAAGGUUCCUGAGGCAGUAUGAGAAAAAAUCUGGAAGGAUGCCGUUCUGGUAAGAAAAAAUCUGGAACGAUGCCAUUCUGGUAAAAAACAAAGACAAACGGAAUAUGAAAAGGCAUCUAUGACUUUCCAACCAAAUGAAUUCAUUGAUAUGGGCAAAGCUCCUGGUAAUUACAAACAGAAAGACAGGAAAGUGAUAGGCAAUAAGAAUUUAGUUGUAAGGUCUGCUCCACCUUGGUCAUUAGGAUAAAAUGGAUAAAGUGAAGUGAUAUUUGGACCCAGGCUGGGAACAUUGCACUGGUCAAGAUGAAAAGAAGAACUGGGAUAAAAUGCAGUUAUUAAGAAAAAUAAUUAGGGGAAGCAUCAACCAAUUUAAACAGCAUCUAGCGAGUGUCCCAGAAGAAGUUGCCUACUGUGAUAAGGCAUCUGAGGAAGUGUAUCUAAAAAUCAAGGAAAACAUGAAGUGGCACUGUACUCGCAGUACGAGUUGGAAACAUGAAACGAAGGAGAUUUCCGCUAUCUGCAUGCACCAGGAUGACGAGGAUGAAGAAGAAGAACAGGAGGGAGGAUUGAUGCGGUG